This is a messenger RNA of Vidua chalybeata, 2856 nucleotides long. RefSeq names its product SH3 domain containing GRB2 like 1, endophilin A2 (gene SH3GL1). Gene Ontology annotation, molecular function: protein binding. Lineage: Eukaryota; Metazoa; Chordata; Aves; Passeriformes; Viduidae. The transcript is spliced from 10 exons. Gene Ontology annotation, biological process: synaptic vesicle uncoating. Bases 152 to 1258 code for a protein of 368 amino acids. The record is from RefSeq and is a predicted model, not a curated record. Gene Ontology annotation, cellular component: presynapse; cytoplasm; glutamatergic synapse.
GCGGCGGAAGCGGCGGCGGGGACGGGCCGGGCCGGGCUGGGACGGGCGGAGCGUCCUGAGGCUCCCGAGGCUCCCGCCGCCCCCGCACCAGGUCCCGCCGCCCGCAGACCGGGCCCCCGCCGCCACCGAGCCAGGCACCGGCACCGGCACCAUGUCGGUGGCGGGGCUGAAGAAGCAGUUCUACAAAGCGACCCAGCUGGUCAGCGAGAAGGUCGGAGGGGCCGAAGGGACCAAGUUAGACGAUGACUUCAAGGAGAUGGAAAAGAAAGUGGACGUGACCAGCAAGGCGGUCACAGAAGUACUGACCAGAACCAUAGAGUACCUCCAGCCCAACCCAGCUUCCAGAGCCAAGCUCACCAUGCUCAACACGAUGUCCAAGAUCCGCGGGCAGGUGAAGAACCCCGGCUACCCCCAGUCCGAGGGGCUGCUGGGGGAGUGCAUGAUCCGCUAUGGGAAGGAGCUGGGAGAGGAUUCCAACUUUGGGGACGCGCUCCUCGACGCCGGCGAAUCCAUGAAACGCCUGGCGGAGGUGAAGGACUCGCUGGACAUCGAGGUCAAACAGAACUUCAUUGAUCCCCUGCAGAACCUGUGUGACAAGGACCUGAAAGAGAUCCAGCACCAUCUCAAGAAGCUGGAAGGGAGGCGCCUGGACUUCGACUACAAGAAGAAGCGACAGGGCAAGAUCCCCGACGAGGAGCUCCGGCAGGCCAUGGAGAAGUUUGAGGAGUCCAAGGAAGUGGCAGAGACCAGCAUGCACAACCUCCUGGAGACAGAUAUCGAGCAGGUGAGCCAGCUGUCAGCCCUGGUGGACGCCCAGCUGGAUUACCACAGGCAGGCCGUGCAGAUCCUGGACGAGCUGGCCGAGAAGCUCAAGCGCAGGAUGAGGGAGGCCUCCUCACGUCCCAAGCGGGAAUACAAACCCAAGCCCAGGGAGACGUACGACUUCAGGGAGACUGACCAGUCCAACGGGGGCUUCUCCUGCAACCCCACCCCCAAAGUCUCAGCAGCUUCCGCCUCUUUCCGGUCGGACAAGCCGUCCCGGGCCUCCGUCAGGAGUAUCCCCCCCCUGGACCAGCCCUGCUGCAAAGCCCUCUACGACUUCGAGCCCGAGAACGACGGCGAGCUGGGCUUCAAGGAGGGCGACAUCAUCACCCUGACGAACCAGAUCGACGAGAACUGGUACGAGGGGAUGAUCCACGGCCAGUCCGGCUUCUUCCCGCUCAACUACGUGGAAGUGCUGGUCCCGCUACCUCAGUGAGACGGCGCCGCUCCGCCCCGAGUGUCCCGAGCUCCAUUCCAGCUCCAUCCUCGCCCUCCCCGCCUCACCUCGGGGCCAGGCGCUACCAGGGAACAAACCAGAAGGGUCCCACGGCCCCUUCCCCCCGUGAAUUUGUUGGUUUUUUGUUUUUUGUUUUUUUUUUUUCCUUUGUCCUUCUGGUGCUUGAACUUCGGUACUUUGUGCGCCCCCAGCCCUGGCCGUGCCACCGGCACUGCCCUGUCCUUGUCCCUGUCCCUGUCCCUCCCCACUUCCCGUCUUCCCUUUGGGUCCAGCGCCCAGAUGAGGCAGGUGACAGAGCUGGGAUGUGUCCUGGACACACGGAUCAGGCAGGUGACAGAGCUGGGAUGUGUCCUGGACACACGGAUGAGACUGGGAUGUGUCCUGGACACACGGCCCCGGGGCAGGGCAUCCCCAGCCCCACCCUCGCUGCCCCUGUCCCCACAGAUCUCCAGAGGGAUCCCAGAGGGAUCAGGGGAGGGGAGCUGGAGCACAGCAACACUAAAACACCCAGUGAACACUAAAGCAGCCCUGCAGGGCAGGUGCUGAGCCCUGCCUGGGGUUUGGAGCCAUCCCUGUCCAUCCUGGAGGGAGAGUAGGGAUGUCCCCUGCCCGCCUGGCCCCCUCCCCACAGAGCCCAACCCCUCUCAGCUCAGCAGGUGGGGCUGCUCCUUCUGCCCGUGUUUUAUUCCUGGACCUCAGGCUUUUCCUGCUACAAACUCUCCCAAGUCGGUCACACCUGGAGGAUCAUCUGGAACUGGGUCACCGCCCGGGGUGUCUCUGUGGUGGAGCAGAGGUCGUGGCUCCUCUGCCCAUUCCCCCUUCCCGGGGAUCCUCCUGCAGCUGGAGCUCAGCUGGCCCUCACGUGCCUUCCCUGCGCCCCCACCCUGCCCACGGCCACCCUCCCUGGGGGGCAACACACCCCCUGUGCCCCUGGAUUGCUGGGAACAGGGAUGGUUCAUCUCAGUGUCACUUCUGCCACCCCUUCUCCCUGAGCUGUGCUUUUCCUGGCCAGGAGGUGGGGACGGGCUCGGCAUGGGGCAGCAGGGCAGCGCUCGCCCCAGCGUUUGCUGGGCUCCGUGGUUUUCCUUGCUACAAAAGUGGGUUUUUCCCCUGGUGGGGCUGGGACGAGCCCCAGCCCUGCUCUGUGAGCCCCAGCUCUGUGCAGGGCUGUGCUGCAGCACCCCUGUCCCUGCUGCUCCCGGCUCCUGAUCCCCUUCUCUGUAAGGAUUUGGUCCGUGCAUGUCCACGUGUGUCUGACCCCCACGCCCCGAGCAGUGACCCCGGCCCCAGGGGGGGCACAGGGCAGCCCCCCCUGCUCCCAGCAGGGCAGGGAGCCCAAGGGACCGGAGUCCUGGGGUGUCCCCUCCCCGGUGGGACCAGGGUCACGUCCUGGGGACACCGGCUCCCGCUCAGGUGGAUUGAAACGCGUUCUGUCAGCUGGGACACCUCGCUAGAUCUUUUUGUUUGUUUGUUUUUUUGUAAUGGUUUCUCCUGGUUUUUAGGGGGAAAAAAUUGAUGACCCACAAUUCUUGACUUGUAUCUCUGAAUGAAAGUAUUAAAUGUUUUCUUCUUUCUAA